Messenger RNA from Penicillium paradoxum, 1089 nucleotides. Its product is annotated as alpha/beta hydrolase. The coding region runs from base 1 to 1089 and encodes 362 amino acids. The transcript has 2 exons. Lineage: Eukaryota; Fungi; Ascomycota; Eurotiomycetes; Eurotiales; Aspergillaceae. The record is from RefSeq and is a predicted model, not a curated record. Gene Ontology annotation, molecular function: hydrolase activity.
AUGGCUGACUUCUCUGAAUAUACUGGCCCCAGCGCCGAAUGGCUGGCCCUCGAGCCAACGCUGGGCGACCUUCCCAAGGAUCUAUCGGUGGAAGAAUUGAAGGCAUUACUGAAUAAAGGCCGUGAGGAAUCUGCCGCCCAGGAUAUGAUCGACCAAGGCUUGAGCUCCACGGUCCAGAUGCACGACCACACGAUCACAGCCCGCGACGGAGCGACCCUGGAGGCUCGCACCUACCGUCCUGCCGGUGUGCCAAUCGCCGAGCGCCUGCCUGUUUACGUGCACCUUCACGGCGGCGGUUUUCUGUUUGGAACACUCGCUUCUGAAGAUGCGACCUGCUCGCGGAUUGUCACUUCGCGGGCCAGUAAGGGUACCCCGGUCGUGGUCCUCAAUGUAAACUACCGACACACCCCCGAAUAUGGCUAUCCCACUGCCUGGAAUGAUAUCGAAGAUGCCUUUGUCUGGUUACAUGAACAUAUCGCCGAUAUUGGCGGGAUCAGCGAACAAGUUGUCGUGGGUGGCAUCUCAGCUGGUGCAUGGUUGACUGCAUCAUUGGCGCUGGCUCAGCUGCGCGGCGAGGAUAAGCGUCUCGCAGCCUGUCCCAAGAUUGCUGGACAGAUUCUCAUGAUUCCCUGUCUUGUACAAUAUGUCCACUAUGCGCCGAGGCAAGAGAUGCUCAAGAGUCCUGAUCUGUCGAGUUAUGUUCAAUGUGCUGAAGCGCCCAUCUUGCCGGUCAGUCGCAUUAAACUGUUUGGUGAGCUACUUGGGGUUUGGGAAGCCAACGAUGCCGAGGGAGACCGUCGGAUGAGUCCUGGGAAUGCCACCGCGGAAGAGGUCAGGGGUUUGCCUCCUACUACGUUUGGAAUUGCGGGUAAUGACCCCUUGAGAGAUGAGGGUCUGUUUUAUGGACAGCACCUUGCAGCAAACAAUAUUCCGACCAAUGUUCAUGUCUUCCCCGGUGUGCCUCAUGGAUUCAGAAGAUUCGGAGCCAAAUUGUCUGAAAGCAAGAGAUGGGAUGAGGUAAUGAGUGACGGUAUUGCCUGGGCAUUGACAAACCCUGCGCCUGGACCAUUUGUGAUCAAAGCCGAGUAG